Sinocyclocheilus rhinocerous is the source of this 2039-nucleotide messenger RNA. RefSeq lists its product as uncharacterized. Lineage: Eukaryota; Metazoa; Chordata; Actinopteri; Cypriniformes; Cyprinidae. The record is from RefSeq and is a predicted model, not a curated record. The coding region runs from base 156 to 1925 and encodes 589 amino acids. The transcript has 7 exons.
ACAAGCAUGAAACCUAUAAAUCCGAAGUAAAAAGCUUUAACGACAGAGUUAGUCGCUCUCGCUAUAUGCACAUUUAAGUCCACUUUGUCACUUUCACAUCUAAGUAUUGCGGUGUUUUGUAUCCUGUGCUGUCUGUCUUCGUCUCUUCACAAGAAAUGGAAGGAAUGAAUAACACUUCACAAUCAAUGGGAGUUGGGCAACCUCACCAUCCAGUAAACCACACCAGACCCUUUUUCUAUGUUCAGCCACCAUCUCAGCCUUAUUUCAUGUAUCAAUGGCCCAUGAAUCCAUAUGGCCACUAUGGCUUUCCAGGGCCAGCUUUGCACUUCGGCCGUCCCUACAUGGCCCCUUAUCAGUUUAUGCAGUAUCCUGGGUAUGUGAUCCCACAUGCACCCAUGCAGCCAAUCGAUUACAGAAGAAUCAACCCCCACUUCCCCUCUGUUGCAUCCUAUGAUUUGCGUGUCCGCCAGCACUUUCAACACACCGGGAUGCAUCGGGAGACUGCCUGUUCUGAGGUCCAAACAGAUCCUAGUGAUUCAGUCAACAAACUGAUAGACAAAAUUGAGAGUCUGAAGGCUUGUGAACAAGGUGGUGACAAGGGGCUUAACACUGUGGUCUCCUCUACUCCUGAUGUAGUGCAGGGAGAGAAACUGACUGGUUUAAAAGACCCCAAGUUAGAGCUUGCCUCUCAGGAAGGUAAGGAGGAACAGGUUAAUCAGGUCACAAGGCCCACAACCUACAGUGACUCUGCGUAUGAUGCUGAAUCUAGCCAGGGUAGACUGGACGAAUGCGUGUUAUCAGAUGUGCUACCCCUUGACAGUUCUUCUGUCCAUGAGGAAGAGGAUGCCAAUGAGAACGAUGAGCAACAGAGUGUUGCUGAAGAACUGUGCUGCCAAAAUGGAAAGCCAAUAACCAGUGCAACUGGCAAUGUGUUCUGUAGUGGUAUCAAAAGCACUGCUGAUCCAACAGAGAACCUCGAUUUGGAGAAACCAGGUGAUGAGCAGGUACAGAAUAUUGCGUCUACUGAUGCUGCUGCAGUUAUGGAGCCUCUUAUAAAGCUCUCUGAAGACUUUGACCUGCAGUAUCAAAUCAUUCGCCUGCCCUGCAAUAAGACAACAACUGGCCUCAGUCUUGAACAAGAGAUUGACCCACUUGUUUACUUCGAUUCUCCAACUACUCUGUUGCCUCCACAAAACUAUCUGUCCUCAGUUGGCAGUGCAUAUUCCUACAGCUACUACCCUCAAGUGACCCAAGAGCGCCAGAGUGUCCUGAGUCCAUCCAUAGAUGAGCUCUCUUCCAGAGAUGAAAUGUUCUCCACUGAUGUGGAGGAUCUCGAUCUCGUUCCGGGGCAUGUGUAUGUUGGUGGCGGCAAGCUGGCUGAAACCAGUGACGUGCCCGUUCGCUCCAGAAAAGAGCUCUUGAGCGUGGAAAAGGCUCGCCCUGUCUGCCAGAAAACGUGUGUGUGCUGCGGCUCAAGCUUGCAGGAUGACGUAGGAAUUUGCAAAAUGGCCGAACGCAGCCAUCCUGAGAGAGAUGAUGAGUCUGAUCAAGACUGCGAGUAUGACCUCGAUGCAGAGGUGCGGAGUAACUGUGAGUCACCGAGAGUGUCCAAGAGGAAGUGUUGCAGCAGGCAUGCGCUGUCCUCUUGUGGGCAUCACUGUGCUAAACACGGGCACCGGAAGCUGCUGUGUGAAGGCCAAGAGCGCUGUGAUCUACGCGAGCAGGCUCGUGUGCAUCCCAAAGGAGAGUGCUGUGAGGAGUAUGGCUCUCUGGCUAAAGCUGAUAAGAGAACUCAAAAGGGUGCCUUGUGCAGGCCUUGUGUUGAACAAUGGAGAGAGGGUGUCGUCUCUGACCAAGAGAAUUGGGCAAGCUGUGGUGCCAAACCAAGGGCUUGGAGGCAAGAUGGUGUUCUUUUUGAUUUGUAAAGGGAGAACUCCAUUGAGAAGGCCGACUUGUAAGGCAGUCCACCAGCAAAGGCCAAGAAGUGAAUAUGAUGAGACUGACUUUACCUACUGCCAGAGAGGCAGAGGUGCUAUGAA